UAUAUUUGGAAAAUACCAAAAAUCAUAAGCAUUUGACUCAUUAAAACUUAAAGGAUGAGAGCUCAUAACACAAUUCAAUGGAUACAUAAUGCCAUUCAGUGUUGGUAUCCCACAAUUUUACAAUUUUGGAUCAACUCCUUCAAAGAACUGAAAACUUUGCAAAAUGUAAAUUGAUCUUGGCUUGCUUCAGAGGCAGUUCAUUCAAAUCAAGUAUUUGUUUAUUGAAACUUUUUAAUAUUACUGUGGCUUCCAACAUUCUGUUUGCUAAGGAGUUUGAAUCCUUUAUUGGGUGUUCUCUGAAUGAGCAAUUUAUUGUUAUAAAAAAAUGGGGAUAUUUUAUAUGACAUUUUAGCUAACAUCUUUUACAUCAGUGGCAGGUUGAGGCUAAAUCAGAAUGAUUUUAUUGAGCUAAUGCUCAUUUUAAUGAAUGACAAUUGUCCCCUAUUUAGCUUUUAUUGCAAAUUCAAUAUUAUAAUUGCCUCUGUAUCUCUAAAAAUUUCAUUGAAAAAGAUUUAUCAGUUAUUUCCUCAGUCAUAAUAUUGGUUUCAUAAAGUGGCAAAAUUCUACUAUAAUCUUUCCAAAGAUUUCUUUCUAUUCUUUAGAAAAUAUUUUUAGAUUUCUUUAUGAGACAUCAUACUUGAAUGACCGCUAUGAAAAAAAAGCCUUGCUUGAGAACAUUUCUGCAAUAAACUUCCGUUUUACUGUGAAUUGAAACUAAGGUGGCUGGUUGAUAGAUAGCACAUGCCCUUUUCUCAAUCUUCCCAAAGUGGAAGAAACAAAGGUCUUAAUAAAAGUAGUCUGAUUUUCCAUGGAAAUUCUAGAACUGUCAGCAAUGUUACAAACUAAAAAGAGUUUUGUUAAACUGGGUUUUGUUAGCAGUGUGAAGAUGGCAAAUUUCAUGCGGUUAAGGAAGUCUGAGCUAGUAAAAUCAAGGAACAAAAUUGAUUAAACUUGAAGGAUUAUAGGCAAGGCCUACAAAAUAUUAAUUUUCAAAUAACAUUCCCCCUGAACUAAUAUUGGAACAGAACUUGCUGACCUUCCAGAAGAGACUGAAGACAUGAUUUUAUCAUCUGUCUUGGGGAUCUGGUAAUGUGAAGCUUGCAAAGUGCUAGAGAAACUGAAUGUUUUCUUCUGCAAAUUGUUUUUUUAAUGUUCUGUAAUUAUUUUUAGCAAUAGCACUUAUAUAGGUUUAUACUGUAUAUAAAAUUAUGGCUUACCUCUUACUGAAAGAGAAGACAUGUAUCACAACUGCAUUGCUUCAAAAUGCCCCAGAAGGCUUACAUUAAAAAGAAGUCUCCUCUACCCAAAACAAUUAUGGACCAGACCCUGGGGACUAUUUGCCAUCAAUAGCUUGGGGAGGGGAAUGAAGAGCAUCUUGCCUUCUGAAGUGCCAUAUUUGAUAAAAAAAUGUUUACUAAUUUAUUAAGCCUAUGAGCAGCUGCAUUUGAGUGGAGACUCAUGGUUUAGGGGACAAAGAUGAUUUUUUUAAAUCAGUGAACCAAACUAUUUUUAACUGGAGAAGAAUAAGAAAUGGCAGUUGUACAUUUUUAAUGCAAUCUUUUGAGGAAGUGAGUAGUGAUGGCACCUGUCUCACGUGCUAUUUAUGUUUUAAACUGUUUCUUACACAACAAUCACAGUGGAUGAACAAGGGGCUCCUGGUGAGCAAGCCUGCUUUGUAUUCUUCUACUUGACUUGAAAUUAAGGCUUCUUUCAGUGAUUCUUUCUACCAAGGUCUUCCUGAAGAACAAGUCAUCUUAAUGUUGCAGAGGACUAUGUAAAUGAAAACUACCUGGAGAGGAUUUCUGUUACUAACAGCAGCUUGCAUAUAAAAAAGUUGUUAACUUGAAAAGAUUAUUCUAAGAAGAAUUAGUAGCAGGUAAUAUUUCACUGCAAACAGUUAUUCAUGUUCUUAGACCAUGAAGAGAGGGCAGAAAUAUUUCUUGUUCCUUGAUCAUCAGGAUCUCUUUCUAGGCUCCCUGUGAUCUAGAUAUUAGAACUUCUAAAUUUCCACCGUUAACAAGAGAGAUAUGCUAAGAGUGCCUCUGAAUGUAGACAGAAUGUCUUUUGCUUUCCACCAGACUAUUCAUCUCUGGCUCGCAAGCCGACUGAUUUUCUUUGUUGUAUCACUGGCUUUGAAAGAGAUUAUAGUAAUGUCAUUUUAUAAAACUUUGCCUUGUGAUGUGAAUUAUGUAAGUGAUACUUCCAAAAUGUAUAUGCAAGUUGACUGCAGUGACCGUAAACUCAUACAGUUUCCAAAAGACAUUCCUACCAAUGUUACCAAUCUGACACUUGCUGUUAAUCACAUUCCAAAGAUUUCCAAAAGCCACUUUAAGGACUUAAAAAAGCUUCUAGAAAUUGAUUUCAAAUGCAACUGUGUACCAGUCAGGUUGGGACCUAAAGAUCACGUUUGCACCCAGGGUCUGCAAAUCCAAGCUCACGCUUUCUCCAAACUCUCCAGCUUAAAAUCACUCUAUUUAGAUGGCAACCAGCUCUCAGCAAUCCCUCAACAUCUCCCACCUAACCUACGUCUUCUGAGUCUUGAAGCUAAUUCCAUUUUUUCUAUCAAGAAAGAAAAUUUGUCAGGACUUCAAAGCCUAGAAGUACUCUAUCUAGGGCAGAAUUGUUAUUACCGCAACCCCUGCAAUAUAUCUUUUGAAAUUAAUGAAGCAGCCUUUCAGCCUCUCACAAGUUUAAAAGUGUUGUCUUUGAAAGCCAACAACUUAUCAAGGGUCCCACAAAACCUACCAUCAAACUUAAAAGAACUCUAUCUUUAUAAUAACGCAAUUCGAACUAUCACUGAGUAUGAUCUAUCCUCUCUGAAUAAUUUGGAAGUACUUGAUUUAAGUGGAAACUGUCCUCGUUGUCACAAUGCACGAUAUCAUUGUGUUGAAUGCCCAGGACAGGCAAGCAUUUUUAUCAAUCCCAGAGCCUUUGACUCAUUAAAGCAUUUAAAGGUACUGAAGCUGCACAGCACCUCCCUUCAACGAGUGGACUACCAUUGGUUUAUAAAUACUAAGAACCUUCAAGUACUUGAUCUUUCACAAAAUUAUUUGGCAAAAGAAAUUCAGCAAGCCCAUUUUCUACAGUUUCUUCCUAAUCUUGUGGAACUUGACUUAUCUUUCAAUUAUGAACUGGGAUCAUACCCAUUACAUUUUAUUUUCCCCAAAACAUUUUCCACCCUUUCCAAUCUUCAGUCCUUAAGAAUAAGAGGAUUUGUUUUCAAAGAACUAAAUCAACAGACUAUAAACAAUUUAAUUCCUCUUAAAAAACUUAAUGUCUUGGAUUUCGGAACUAAUUUUAUCAGGAAUGUUGACAUUGCUAUGUUUAAAGAAUUCCAAAGUCUUAGAACAAUAAUUCUUUCUUUUAAUAAAAUAUCUCUUUUUUCAUAUGAGCCAAAUAGCAGGCUUUACUCUGUUCUCAACUCAUCAGAUGAUCAGUAUAAUGGCAAUAUAUUGAUAGAUACACAGUAUUUCAGAUAUGAUGAAUAUGGUCAAAGUUGCAGAUCUAAAGAUACAGAGGAUAUUCAUUUUUUGCCUUUUAUCAAUGAGAUUGCAUGCAGCAACUAUGGAAAAACACUUGAUUUAAGCAGAAAUAAUAUUUUUUUUAUCAAUUCUUCUGAUUUCCAGCAACUUUCAGACCUUAAAUGCCUUAACAUCUCCAAUAAUGCUAUGAGCCAAGCUUUGAAGGGAACUGAAUUUGCUCAUCUGUCCAGUUUGAAAUGUUUGGAUUUAUCUAAUAAUCGGAUUGAUUUGCUACAUGUGAAUGCUUUUCAACAGCUGAAAGAACUGGAAGUUCUAAACCUUAGUGAUAAUAGCUAUUAUUUUAAGGCGGAAGGUGUCACACAUAUGUUGGGCUUUACCAAAUGCCUGGUUAAUUUGAAAAUACUGAUUAUGAAUGGCAAUGAGAUUUCUGUCUCCACUGAUAAAGGGAUGGCAAGUGAUUCCAUCAAAACAUUAGAAUUUAGACGGAAUCGCUUAGAUAUUUUAUGGAAGGAUGGAAGUAAUGAAUACUUGGCAUUCUUCAAGAAUUUGACAGCCCUGGAAAGUCUUGACAUUUCUGAGAACUUUCUGACUUUGUUACCUCAUGAUGUAUUCUACAAUCUGCCUCCAAAACUGAAAGUGUUAAAGCUGGCCAGUAAUCUAUUGAAGACUUUUAACUGGGGGUGUCUUCCAGCACUAAAGAAUUUGGAAAUCUUAGAUCUUAGCAACAAUCAGCUGACUACAGUCCCCCAUGAACUGUCCAACUGUACUAAGACUCUUCAUACAUUCAUAGUGCAAAACAACAAGAUCAGAAAGCUGACACAUAAUUUUCUCAAAGAUGCUUUCUUCCUGAGGCAUUUAGAUCUUAGUUUUAAUAAGAUCAAAACAAUCAAGAACUCUAGCUUCCCCAAAAAUGUUAUUAGCAAACUAACAACAUUACUCUUAAACGAUAAUUCUUUCAAAUGUAAUUGUGAUAUUGUAUGGCUUGUCCAAUGGAUCAAUGAGACAAAAGUAAAAAUCCCUUUCCUAGCAACACAUGUGACUUGUGCAGGGCCAAGUGUAUGGAAAGCUAAAAGUUUGAUUUUAUUAGAUUUGCAUACGUGUGAAUCAGAUUUCUCUCAGAUCGUCUAUUUAUUGUCAGCUUCAUUUAUCAUAUUUCUCAUGAUAGUUCCAGUUAUAAGCCACCUAUAUUUUUGGGAUGUCUGGUAUAUUUAUCAUUUCUGCACUGCCAAAUUAAAGGGAUAUAAACGUCUCUUUUCAUCUGAAGUUAAAUAUGAUGCUUUUGUGGCUUACGAUAAUAAAGAUGCAUCUGUAACAGAAUGGAUCCUGAAAGAACUAAUUGAGAAACUUGAAGAUCAGAAAGAAAAAAAAUUCAAUAUAUGUUUAGAAGAAAGAGACUGGCUACCAGGUCACCCAUUUAUAGAAAACCUUAAUGACAGCAUACAAAUGAGUAGAAAAACCAUAUUUGUGCUGACAAACAGCUAUAUUGCAAGUGGCAACUUCAGAACAGCCUUUUAUAUGGCACAUCAGCGUCUUGUGGAUGAAAAAGUAGAUGUAAUUAUCCUGAUAAUUCUUGAGAAGCUUCUGCAAAUGUCAAAGUGUCUCCGUCUCCGGAAGACCUUGUGUAGUAGAUCUUGUCUUGAAUGGCCAAUCAAUCCUCAGUCUCAGGCUUAUUUCUGGCAUUGUCUUAGAAACUCCCUAGCAGCAAAUAAUGAGUUCAGGUAUAACAAGCUUUUCAAGGAAAUGGUAUAAUGCUCAGUUGCAUUCUCAGAAAAUGUUUUGGAAAUCAUAGCAGAUGCAUGGGAUGAGGCUGAAUCUCAAACUCUACAUUGAGGAGGUUUUAUAGCAUCGGUAAAAUCAAACAAAAGCACCUCAUCAACCACAACACGCUCCUUCUGAAGCAGGGAAACUUUUGGUUAUCUGAGGAAAGGUGCCCAGGAAGUUUAGUUCAAUAGCUCAAUUUUCCAUUUCAUAAUUAUUGAGAUGUAGGAAACUUAUGCAGAUUUUUAUGAAUUCCCCCAAUCUAAGCAGGAAAAGUGAAACAGAAAAAACAUUCCAAUUACAAAUUUCCACAGCAAGAAUUUAUGAGUUUUCCUAUGUAAGUAUAUUUUCUUUCCAAUAUUUGAUACAAUUUAGAAAGACAAAAUAAAAAUAAAUACAAUCUUUAGCAUGAACUACAAUUAUAUUUGAAAAACAGAUAUUUUGAACCAGCUGGCUACUUAUUUAUAUGAUGAGGGGAAAAAGCUUUAAAUUACCUAGUGAUACAAUAACAAUAUGGGAAUUGUAACAUAAUGGGGAUAUGGAGAUCAGUUAAGUCCAAUCUAGUUUUUAUUUGUAUAUUAGGGCAAUAUCCAUCCUAUUUCAGAAGUCAAACAUAUAGCUCAACACGGCUGAGUGUGACACAAGUCAGAUUAAAAUGCAAUUGGAAAUAGUUAACACAAUAAAAUAAAAUAAAAUGCAAUAAAGCAUAAGAAGUUGCAUUUUGAAAUUAAAUAAUAAUAUAGUUAACAACUACCAAGAAAGUCUUAGCUCACGACUCAAAAGGAGUUCUGCACAGAUUCACUGCCUUGGCCAGCUGCAACAACUAAGAUUGCUUGGUGCUGCAAUGGUGUGAACUGAGAAGGACCAUCAACUUGAUAGGAAUUUAUCUUCAGUUUGUGCUGCAAAGAACCUUGCUGAUGCAAUUAAACUGAGGUAUCAAGCUUGUGCCUUUUCCCCAGGUCAGCAGGCAGGCAGCCGUGCACUGGUUGCCCUUCUGUUCUAGACCUCAGGCUUCCAGACCAUGAGUUCUAGUCCAGCCUUAGGUCAGUUGGAUAGCCUUGGGGCCAGUCACUUUUUCUCAGCCCAAGGAAGAAGGCAAUGGCAAACCACUUCUGAAAAACCUUGCAAAGAAAACUGCAGUAACUUGUCCAGACAGUCUCUGAGAAUUGGACAUGACUGAAUGAAAGGAAAAAAGAUGGAAUGCAUUCAAAAAUGGAAAGAAGGGGGAAAAUGAAAGAAAACUGGUGAUCUAAAUGCUUUUUGUAUAAUGCUUUUUCUUUUUAAAAAAAUUCUUUCAUUACAGUAUCAAAUUCCAAAACUGAAGGAAUAUAAACACUUACAAAAUAUUAUCAGCAACUAAUGGAUUUAUACUGUAAUCUGAAAGCAUCUAUGUGUGAAGCCAGUUUGGUGUAAUGGUUAAGGCAUCAAUUAGAAACUAAGAGACCUUUAAUUACAGUCCUGCCUUGGGCACAAAGCCAAAUGGGUGACCUGGGGCCAGUCACUUUUCUUGUCCCUAGGAGGAACUAGAAUCUCCAAGUUAAUCAGUCAAAAUAAAUCAGAAUAGAGUUGGUAGGGACCUUGGGGGCCUUCUAGUCCAACCUCCUGCUCAAGCAAGAGACCCUGCAUGCAGUAUUCCAGGUGUGGUCUUACUAAGGCUUUAUAAAAUGGUAC
Messenger RNA from Crotalus tigris (Tiger rattlesnake), 6911 nucleotides. RefSeq names its product toll-like receptor 7. The transcript is spliced from 5 exons. Lineage: Eukaryota; Metazoa; Chordata; Lepidosauria; Squamata; Viperidae. Gene Ontology annotation, biological process: toll-like receptor signaling pathway; canonical NF-kappaB signal transduction; defense response to virus. The record is from RefSeq and is a predicted model, not a curated record. Gene Ontology annotation, molecular function: protein binding; pattern recognition receptor activity. Gene Ontology annotation, cellular component: plasma membrane. The coding region runs from base 2028 to 5231 and encodes 1067 amino acids.